This is a messenger RNA of Manduca sexta (tobacco hornworm), 1175 nucleotides long. It is a transcript of the gene vih, whose product is annotated as ubiquitin-conjugating enzyme E2 C. The record is from RefSeq and is a predicted model, not a curated record. The transcript has 2 exons. Bases 158 to 688 code for a protein of 176 amino acids. Lineage: Eukaryota; Metazoa; Arthropoda; Insecta; Lepidoptera; Sphingidae.
ACGUCAAAUGCCGCCAUUACAUUCCGCUGUCAAGUUGCUGACGAUAUCCAAUAAAAUUUGAGCUUUUUCAAAUUUAACAGGAAGUUGUGUCCCAUAACUGAAAUCUGGUGGGCUUGGUGAAAUUUGUGGCGAAUUAUUACAAUUUUUUGAUAAAAUAAUGGCUCAAAAUAUCAAUCCACAUUAUGCCUCUUCGUCUAAUCCAGCUAAACAGAAUGAAGACACAAUUAAAUUGAAAGAUAAUCAUGCAGUUAGCAAACGACUUCAAAAGGAACUAAUGGAGCUAAUGAGGUGCAUGGACAAAGGCAUAUCAGCUUUCCCCGAGAGUGAAAACCUCUUCAAAUGGAUAGGCACCAUCAACGGACCACUAGAUACAGUGUACGCUGGCCACAAGUACAAAUUGUCGCUCGAGUUCCCAAAUUCUUACCCGUAUGCUCCUCCAGCUGUCAAAUUUAUAACACCGUGUUUCCACCCCAACGUAGACACCUGCGGAUUAAUAUGUCUAGAUAUUCUAAAAGAUAAAUGGACAGCUUUAUAUGAUGUCCGUACUGUAUUACUAUCCAUUCAAAGUUUGUUAGCAGAGCCUAAUACGCAGAGUCCGUUAAACCAACAAGCCUCAUAUCUCUGGCCCAAUCAGCCUGCGUACAAAAAAUAUCUAGAUGACUUUUACAAUAAGCACAAAGACUCAUAGUGGGUUUGAUGUUUUUGAUUGUGUUUUUUUUUGUGUUGUGAAUGUUUUGAACGUGGGGUUGUGGUAUGACGAGUUUUUGCGUCGUAUACAUUCCUUAGGUUCUAUGCACUGACUGAUAUUAAUCUUAUUUAGGAAAUAUUAAGCUGUCUUUGUAGUAAUUAACUGUAUGCUGUCUUCCUUAACUAUUUUUAUUUUAUUUGUUCUAAAAAUUUUGAGAUGUUUAAUAUUUGGAAUUAGGACAGUGGUUAUUUUCUGUUUACCUUAACAAAACUUCUUUCAUACAAAAUGUUCUGAAAGACACUAUAAAGUUCACCUACAUUUAUUUUCUUUGAAACUUAUCGUUACCAUAUACUGUUGCCAUUGUAGUACAUAUUUCCUAAAGCAGUAAAAACUCGUCACCCUGCACCUCCUGGGUGCGAACACGUGAGACGGGAUAAAUGUACCUUAUUGAGAGAUCACUGACAUUACAAUUCUUUAGUGCAAUUCA